AUGCGUCUCAACAGCUCCACGCAGCCCGACAUCCCCUGCGCGCCAAGCGCAGACCCCUUCCCGCGGUCGCAGUCGGGACUGGAAGCGGUGCUUCGGGCCCCGGGCUUAGGCAACGGCUCCAACGAUGAGUCGGAGCGCUUCCUCGCGGCGCCCAGCAGCGACCUGGACGUGAACACUGACAUCUAUUCCAAGGUGUUAGUGACUGCUGUGUACCUGGCCCUCUUCGUGGUGGGCACAGUGGGCAACUCGGUGACAGCGUUCACACUAGCGCGCAAGAAGUCACUGCAGAGCCUGCAGAGCACCGUGCACUACCACCUGGGUAGCCUGGCGCUGUCUGACCUGCUCAUCCUGCUGCUGGCCAUGCCCGUGGAGCUGUACAACUUCAUCUGGGUGCACCACCCCUGGGCCUUUGGAGACGUUGUCUGCCGGGGCUACUACUUUCUGCGAGAUGCCUGCACCUAUGCCACAGCCUUCAAUGUGGCCAGCCUGAGCGUGGAGCGCUACCUGGCCAUCUGCCACCCCUUCAAGGCCAAGACCCUCAUGUCCCGAAGCCGCACUAAGAAGUUUAUCAGUAGCAUCUGGCUGGCCUCUGGGCUAUUGGCCGUGCCCAUGCUCUUUGCCAUGGGCCAACAGAACCUCAGCGCUGAUGGCCAACACCCUGGCGGACUUGUGUGCACACCCAUCGUGGACACAGCUACAGUGAAGGUCGUCAUCCAGGUCAACACUUUCAUGUCUUUUGUGCUCCCCAUGGUGGUCAUCUCAGUCCUGAACACCAUCAUCGCCAACAAGCUGACUGUCAUGGUGCACCAGGCAGCGGAGCAGGGCCGGGUGUGUGCGGCGGGGGCCGAGCACAGCACCUUCAGCAUGUCCAUCGAGCCAGGCAGGGUCCAGGCCCUGCGGCACGGCGUCCGGGUCUUACGUGCCGUGGUCAUCGCCUUUGUGGUCUGCUGGCUGCCCUACCAUGUGCGACGCCUCAUGUUCUGCUACAUCUCGGAUGAGCAGUGGACUCCAUUCCUGUACGACUUCUACCACUAUUUCUACCUGCUGACCAACGCCCUCUUCUACAUCAGUUCCACCAUCAACCCCAUCCUCUACAACCUCGUCUCCGCCAGCUUCCGCCAGAUCUUCCUGUCCACGCUGACCUGCCUGUGCCCCGAGUGGCGGCGCAGAAGAAGGAGGCCAGCUUUCUCACGGAAGCCUAACAGCAUGUCCAGCAACCAUGCCUUCUCCAGCAGCGCCACCCGGGAGACGCUGUACUAG
This is a messenger RNA of Castor canadensis (American beaver), 1260 nucleotides long. It is a transcript of the gene Ntsr1, whose product is annotated as neurotensin receptor 1. Gene Ontology annotation, molecular function: G protein-coupled neurotensin receptor activity. Gene Ontology annotation, biological process: neuropeptide signaling pathway. The record is from RefSeq and is a predicted model, not a curated record. Gene Ontology annotation, cellular component: plasma membrane. NCBI's taxonomy places the organism in Eukaryota, Metazoa, Chordata, Mammalia, Rodentia, Castoridae.